This is a messenger RNA of Rubroshorea leprosula, 1621 nucleotides long. The record is from the annotation of a GenBank genome assembly. NCBI's taxonomy places the organism in Eukaryota, Viridiplantae, Streptophyta, Magnoliopsida, Malvales, Dipterocarpaceae.
CAGCAACCACUGAGGGAAAGUGAAACAAAGGAGAGAAGUUGCAGAAACCAGUAAACGUAUUUAAUUUUCACAACCUCCCAAGCCGGCCUACCCAUCCGGUACUUUACUUUCUUCCUCUGGUUUCUACCCAAGAACCCUAAAAUAUUGGGGAAAAGAGGUCUCCUCCUUGUAAAUGGAAUUCCUCGGGGAAACCCUGAAAUCUCACUAGACCAGAAAACCAAAACCCAGAUUUCAGCUCCUACCCAUGUCUUCAAUGGCUGCAUUUUCCUUCCCCAAAUCCUUCACCGUUCUAGUUAUUCUUGUUUUUCAGCUCCGAAGGUUAGCUGCGGAUCAAGAUGCCUCCUUUUCCUUCAAAAGUUUUGGUAAAGAUCCGAGAUUUGAGUCCAAUAUUGCUUUACAUGGGGAUGCAAAGGUUGUUCCUGGGGAGUCUCGGGUUCAACUCACUGACUCGGUGAGUUCAAGCACUGGACGAGUCAUGUACAAGAAACCCAUCAAGUUUGUUGAAGGUACUCCUAGGAAAUUUGCUUCUAUUUCGACUUACUUUUCUUUCUCAAUGUCACAUGAAAAUGGGGAGGGGUUGGCCUUUGUUAUGUUUCCUAGGAGUAGCAAUCCUAAGGUAUUUGAUAACAGCUCUUUUGGACUUUCUCUAGGAAAGGAGAAAAGUAAUAUUAGUGUCGUUGCUGUUGAAUUUGAUACCUUGAGAGAUUCGAAGUAUGGUGAUUUGAGUGAAAAUCAUGUGGGUAUUGAUAUUGCUAGUCUUGUAUCAGUUAAAGUGAGAAGCUUGUCAUCUAUCAAUAUGGUAUUGAACAAUGGAGAAAGGUUGCAUUCUUGGAUUGAUUAUGAAGCAACCUCAAAAAGGCUAGAAAUUAGGUUGAGUCAUUCUGGGGAUACUAAGCCUGUUGAUCCGUUGCUUUCAUACUCGCUUGACUUGUCCAAAAUGUGGGAUGAUGAGGAAGUCUUUGUUGGGUUAAGCUCUUCAAAUGGGAACUCUUCACAGACAUGCUUCAUAUAUUCGUGGAGUUUCAAGCUUAGGCAUGUUCCUUAUUGGAUGCAUUCUGACCCAUUGGAUCCCAAGGCCUUCACCAAGAACUCGAAACCCCUCAUUGAUCACAAGAAAAGUGGUUGUCUUUUGAGAGUUCUUGGUGCUCUGAUUUUUGGCACUGUUUGUGGAGCACUGGCUGCAUCUUGUGUGCUGUAUUUGUGGACAAUCUUUGGGAAUAGGCGUCUGGUGGUACCAGAAGAGUGUGCUGAGCACCCUGUGGAUUUUGAGUACAAGAAUUUCAAAGUAGUAGUGGAUAGAGCUGUCCAAGAUGACACGAACUAGAUCUUAGCUAGGGGUUUGAUCAAGUUGGAUGUUUUGAUGUUGUAAAUUCAUGUUUUUGUACCAGUUUUUCUUCUGUGGUUGUAACUGAUGAUCAAUUGUGAAAAAAAAAUGUAGCUUUCUGUUGUAUAUCGCUUGACGAUGGGAACACUGAGAUAUGAGUAACCUUCUUUAUUUCUUAGAAGCUCAAAUCAUUGUUUUGUUUUGUUUUGUUUUGUUUUGUGAAAUCCAUUUCCAGAACCGCAGUGUAUCCUGUGGUUGUAACUGAUGAUCAAUUGUGAAAAAAAAUGUAGCUUUCUG